Messenger RNA from Calliphora vicina (urban bluebottle blowfly), 4728 nucleotides. RefSeq names its product Na[+]-dependent inorganic phosphate cotransporter type III (gene NaPi-III). Gene Ontology annotation, molecular function: phosphate transmembrane transporter activity. Gene Ontology annotation, biological process: phosphate ion transmembrane transport. Bases 1357 to 3507 code for a protein of 716 amino acids. Gene Ontology annotation, cellular component: membrane. The transcript is spliced from 8 exons. The record is from RefSeq and is a predicted model, not a curated record. Lineage: Eukaryota; Metazoa; Arthropoda; Insecta; Diptera; Calliphoridae.
GUGUUUUUAAUGUACACAGCUAAACAGAAAGAAAAAGCAAACAGCAAAGAAAGAAAAAAGGAAAAGUAGCGUUAAAAUGUUUUUGUUCGGCCUGUGUAAAAUCAUUCUCGUUAGAGUAACGUAUAAAACCGCAUAACGUGCUCUAUAUUCAAACUAUAAAUACAGUAGAAUUUGGAAAAUACACAGUCUAAAAAGUUAGCAAAAACAACAACAACAUAAACUGUAUUCGUAUAACUUUGUAAAAUAUAGAAUACCUACAAUUUUUUCGGUUUUAAACAAAUAAAAAAAAUAGUUUUAAUAAAACUGAAAUAUAAAAAGAACUUUAAAACUGUAACGUUGAAUAUUGAAAUAGUGAACAAAAUAAGAAAAACUACAAGUUUUUGUUAAAACAAACAUGAUACUUCUCUUUAUGACCUCAUAUAAACAGUUAUGCUUUUCUAAACGCCAGAUAAACAACAUCUUAACAACGUUUUACUCAACAUAACAAAGAAAUUUGUUAAUUUCAAAAGCCAAAAACUAAAACAAAAACAAAUCCAACAAAAUUUUAUUAUUAAUUAUCGCAUCUUUACCGCAAAAACACCCCAUUUUUAAACAAUUAUUAAUUAUUAUUACUAAUAUUAGUUCUCCGUUUGAUUUAAAGCAUUUUUUCGUAUAGCGUACAUUUACUCACUCCCUUUUAGGCAGAAAAACGGAGUCAAAAGCUUAAAAUUGUUGUUAUAUUUAUUUUUAAUUUAAGAUUUUAAAUUUAAGAAUUUUCUUGUUUUUAAUUUAAAAUCUCCCUAAAAGAGGCUUUUUUCUUUCAACACUUAUUCUUAAUAUUACUUUUCCUUAGUAUUAUUCAUUGAAGACACGAGCUUAAAUUCGUCUUCAAUACAAAAUUUCUCUUUACACGUUUUGAAAAAAAAAAAUGAAAAUUGCAAAAAUGAAAUUUAAGCGCAAAUAUGGCUGUUUAAAUAUUUGAAAGUAAAUUUGUUUAAACCCUUAAAAAAAAACCAAAACAAAAAUCAAACAAAUUUCAAAUAUUUUAAAAUAUUUUUUUAUUUUGUAGUAUUUUUGAAAUAUAAGUAAAAAUAUAUAUAAGUUUAUAACAACCUCGAAACCCCCCCCGCCCACUCAAAUAAAUUUCUUGGCAAAAUUCAUUAAAUUAUUUAAAAUAAAAAACGAAAUUCCAUUUUUGCCCCCAAAAAUUUUCAAAAAGUUUAAAGCCCAGCUUUAUUUUUAUAACACACAGCAAUAGUUUUUGAGUCACAGUCUUUUAGAUUUCUUAACCCAGCGUUUUAUAGUUGUUCCUUAUUGUGUGGCUGUUGUUAGUAAAUUAGUAAUUUGUCCGUGUAUUUGUGUGUAUAACUCCUUAAGAUGGAACCCUAUUCACCGGAAAUAUUGUGGAUUGUGGUGUUAGGUUUUAUAAUAGCCUUCGUUUUGGCUUUUGGCAUCGGUGCCAAUGAUGUUGCAAACUCAUUUGGCACGAGCGUUGGCUCUGGCGUUUUAACCAUACGCCAGGCUUGUGUUUUGGCGACGGUAUGUGAAAUUUCGGGAGCCGUUUUAAUUGGCUACAAAGUAUCGGAUACGAUGCGUAAAGGCAUCUUAGAAGUUAGUCUCUAUGAAGGUUACGAAGAUGAACUCAUGUUGGGCUGUUUGGCUGCUUUAGCCAGUAGUGCUAUCUGGCUGCUGGUGGCCACAUUCCUAAAACUACCCAUUUCGGGCACGCACAGUAUAGUGGGCUCAACUAUUGGCUUCUCGUUAGUGGCCAGAGGCACCCAAGGUUUGAAAUGGUCUACCAUGGGUACCAUAGUUGGCUCAUGGUUUAUUUCUCCAGUGAUGAGUGGUCUCGUUAGUAUACUACUCUUCCUGGCCAUUAGAAAGUUUAUAUUGCGUGCCCAUGAUCCCUUAAAGGCCGGCUUUCGUUCGUUGCCCAUAUUCUAUGGUGUAACGUUUUUCAUUAAUGUCAUCAGUGUUAUGUUGGAUGGACCCAAGUUGCUUUAUAUGGAUAAUAUACCCACCUGGUUGGCUGUGACUGUUAGUAUUGCUAUGGGUCUAUUAGUGGCCAUUUUGACUCAUUUGUUGAUAGUGCCCAUGCAAAAACGUAAAAUCGCCAAACAAUUAAGAGCCAAAAAUCCUGUCAAAUUUCAAUUUGAAGAUUCUGUGGAAUCUUCACCGUCCGGUAGUCCUAAGAAAAAUCGUCGCCCUCUGUCCUUGGUGAGCGAUGGCAAACAACUGCCCGCAAUUGCCGAAAUAACCGAGCUGGUCUCGUUGACAGACAAUUCGCCCAAAACCUUUAAAUUGGCUCCCUUCGCCCUCAACAACAAACCCAAUGGCAACACAUCCGAUGGCUACAAAAUCAAUCCCGACAUCAUUAAAAAAGCCGAAGAUCUUUUGGGCAAGGCCAGUUUGGAUAACACCGAUCUAACCAUUACCAGUUUAAAUUUCAUCGAUGAGCAUGGCAAUGGUUUAAAUGGCUAUACAAAUGGUGGUGUACAAAAGCCCUUAACGGAUAAGCAUGGCUCUAUAGAGGAUUGCUUUAAGCACCAACAAACAAAUGAGCUUCCUAACAAUGUUGCGGCUGUGGCUGCUGCUGAUACAGCUGUUAACAAUAACAUCAGCACUACCAAAGAUACAAAUACUGCCUGUUCCUCGUUGACACAAGAUGCAUGUGAUAGCAACAAGAGUUUACUGCAACCAGAGAAAAAUCUAAAGGUCGUUGAAAGUGGCUCCAGUUUGGAAAUGAUGAUUUCUUCCACCCUCUCACCCAACUCCAGUAAAGUUCCUUUGAUCGAAAGCAAAGAGGCCAUAAAUGACUUUAAGCCAUCAUCAGAGUCUCAUGGCGAUGAGGAGACGGAAGAGGUUUCCAUGCUGUUUUCAUUUUUACAAAUUUUAACCGCCACCUUUGGCAGUUUUGCCCAUGGUGGUAAUGAUGUUAGCAAUGCCAUUGGUCCUUUAAUUGCUUUGUAUAUGAUUUAUCGUGAAGGUUCUGUGAUGCAAAAGGCCGAGAGUCCCAUAUAUAUUUUAAUAUAUGGUGGCAUUGGCAUUUCUAUAGGUUUAUGGCUCUGGGGUCGUAGAGUUAUUGAAACAAUUGGCAAUGAUUUAACCAAAAUUACCUCAUCAACUGGUUUUACUAUUGAAAUUGGUGCUGCUAUAACCGUACUGCUGGCCAGCAAAAUCGGUUUACCCAUUUCCACCACCCACUGUAAAGUGGGCUCUGUUGUAUUUGUCGGUCAUAUAGCCUCCAAAGGAGCGAAAAAGAACAAAGAAACCGAUGAUGCCCUUAAUUCUAAUGCUGCCAAUGAAAAACAAACCAAAGAGCUGAUGGCCACAAAAGAAAUGGAAACAACAUUAGAGCAGGGCGGCCCAGAGACAGCAACAACACCAGCACCACGAGCCGAUGGCAGUGUAGAUUGGCAUCUAUUCCGUAAUAUAGCCUAUGCCUGGAUAGUAACGGUACCGGUAACGGCAAUACUAAGUGCCGCCAUUAUGUUUGUAUUAUGUUUAUGUGCAGGAAUUAAAGUUUAAAUAAGAAAGUUUUACUUUAAAAAGAGUACUUAAGCGAAGAAAUUAUGAAUGAAUUAAAGAAAAUAAUUAAAGAAAAGAAAGUAGAAAUUAUUAAUUUAUUAAUGAACAAAACAAAAAGCAGAGUUAUUUGGAUUAAUGAGAUGUAAUUAAUGUUAAAUAAAAGUAUUUAUGAAAAAUUUAUGUUAAAAAAUUUGAUAUUUUUUGAUACUCAGUUAAAAAAAAACGAUAUUUUUUUUGGUUUUAUUAAAUAGAUGUAUGUAUUUACUCUGCUUUUUUAUAAAAAUUUUAUUAAAUUUGUUCUUUUUAUUUGUAAAAAAAAUAUUCCAAAUUAUUUUGUCUAACAAAGAAAAACUAUAAACUCACUAAUUUAAAUUGUGCACUUUUAUGAUUUGAAACAACAUCAAAUCCAACUACCUUUAAGUUUUUGUUAAGCUGAAUAUGAAAGAAAAGAAUUUAUUGUUUUUUAAAAACCUUAAACCCAGCUCCACAAAAACAAAUAAUUUUAGUAAAUUUUUGAAACCUUAAAGAAUUUGAAAGCUAUUUAAAAUAUUUGUUUGCAACUAAGCCAACAAAUAAAUACUUUAUUAAAGACAUUUAAUUGUUUUCUUUUCAAACCCAAAAAAGUUUACUAAAGUUUUUUGUAACGCUUUAACAUAAAAAUUUAAUUUGUUUUCAAAACAACACCUUGAACCAGAAACAACAACACAAAAUUCCUCAUAUUUAACUAAUAAUAUUAAACCAAAAAUCCACAACAACCAACAUAAAGAAGCUACUUUAACGAAACAUAUUUAUGAACAAAAAAAAUAUAAAACCAAAACCUAAAAAAAAACAAUUGUAUAUCUAGAAAAACUAUCUAACCUAAGCAAAUUUGUAAAACCCCCUACAAAACACCUCAAAAAAAGUAUUUUUUUAAAAAGAAUUCAUAAUAGAAAUCUUGAACACACACUCAUUCAUAGAUAUUACUAAUAGUAAGCAAUAGUUUAUUUAAAUUAUUUCAAUUUAAAAUUGUUUAUUUAAAAUACAAAGCAUUUGUUUUAUUAUAUUUUUUGAAAUUUCCUUCCCUCUACCCCUUAAAUUGCCUCAAAUAUUGUUGUUUUCAGUUGUAUAGAUUUCACUCAAUACUUUGUUUAUUACCUACUGUUAUUCUUAUUAUUAUUAUUAUAAUUUUUUAAACUUAUAUAUAUUUUUCUUGAUUUUAAAUAAAAAAGUACUUAAAAAUAA